Choloepus didactylus (southern two-toed sloth) is the source of this 1470-nucleotide messenger RNA. RefSeq names its product metalloreductase STEAP2-like. Gene Ontology annotation, cellular component: endosome; plasma membrane. Lineage: Eukaryota; Metazoa; Chordata; Mammalia; Pilosa; Megalonychidae. Gene Ontology annotation, biological process: copper ion import. Gene Ontology annotation, molecular function: ferric-chelate reductase (NADPH) activity; cupric reductase (NADH) activity. The record is from RefSeq and is a predicted model, not a curated record.
AUGGAAUCGAUCUCUAUGAUGAGAAGCCCUAAGAGCCUUAGUGAAACUUUUUUGCCUAAUGGCAUAAAUGGUACCAAAGAUGCAAGGAAGGUCACUGUAGGUGUAAUUGGAAGUGGGGAUUUUGCCAAGUCCUUGACUAUCUGACUUAUUAGACAUGGCUAUCAUGUGGUCAUAGGAAGCAAAAAACCUAAGUUUGCUUCUGAAUUUUUUCUUCAUGUGGUAGAUGUCACUCAUCAUGAAGAUGCUCUAACAAAAACAAAUAUAAUAUUUGUUGCUAUAUAUAGAGAACAUUACACCUCCCUGUGGGACCUGAGACAUAUGCUUGUUGGUAAAAUUCUGAUUGAUGUUAGCAAUAACAUGAAGAUAAACCAAUACCCAGAAUCCAAUGCUGAAUAUUUAGCCUCAUUAUUCCCAGAUUCCUUGGUUGUCAAAGGACUUAAUGUUGUCCCAGCUUGGGCACCUCAGUUAGUACCUAAGGAUGCAAGCCGGCAGGUUUAUAUAUGCAGCAACAACAUUCAGGCUCAGCAACAGGUUACUGAACUUGCUCGUCAGUUGAAUUUCAUUCCAGUUGACCUGGGAUCACUAUCAUCAGCCAGAGAGACUGAAAAUUUACUCUUGAAACUAUUUACUCUCUGGAGAGGGCCAGUGGUACUAGCCAUAAGCCUGGCCACAUUUUUCUUCCUUUAUUCCUUUGCCAGAGAUGUGAUACAUCCAUAUGUAAGAAACCAGCAGAGCGACUUUUACAAGAUUCCUAUUGAGAUUGUGAAUAAAACCUUGCCCAUAGUUGCCAUUACUUUGCUUUCCUUGGUAUACCUAGCUGGUCUCCUGGCGGCCGCUUAUCAGCUGUAUUAUGGCACCAAGUAUAGGAGAUUUCCACCUUGGUUGGAGACCUGGUUACAAUGUAGAAAACAGCUUGGAUUACUAAGUAUUUUCUUUGCUGCCGUCCAUGUUGUCUAUAGCCUCUGCUUACCAAUGAGAAGGUCGGAGAGAUACUUGUUUCUCAAUAUGCCUUAUCAACAGGCUCAUGCAAAUAUUGAAAACUCUUGGAAUGAGGAAGAAGUUUGGAGAAUUGAAAUGUAUAUCUCCUUUGGCAUAAUGAGCCUUGGCUUACUAUCCCUACUGGCACCCACCUCUGUCCCUUCUGUGAGCAAUGCUUCAAACUGGAGAAAAUUCAGUUUUAUUCAGUCUAUGCUUGGAUAUGUUGUUCUGCUCAUAAGUACUUUCAAUGUUUUAAUUUAUGGAUGGAAAACAGCUUUUGAAGAGGAGUACUACAGGUUUUAUAUACCACCAAACUUUGUUCUUGCUCUUGUUUUGCCCUCAAUUGUAAUUCUGGGUAAGAUCAUUUUACUCCUUCCAUGUAUAAGCCAAAAGCUCAAAAGAAUUAAAAUAGGCUGAAAGAGCCAAUUUCUAGAAGAAGGUAUUGGAGGAACAAUUCCCCAUCUCUCACCAGAGAGGGUUACUGUAAUGUGA